Messenger RNA from Coniophora puteana RWD-64-598 SS2, 2786 nucleotides. RefSeq lists its product as uncharacterized. The transcript is spliced from 2 exons. NCBI's taxonomy places the organism in Eukaryota, Fungi, Basidiomycota, Agaricomycetes, Boletales, Coniophoraceae. Bases 1 to 2475 code for a protein of 824 amino acids. The record is from RefSeq and is a predicted model, not a curated record.
AUGCAGCCAACCUCGUCUACCGACUCUCGUUUCGUUCCGAGGAAAGAGUUCAUCAAGGAACUUCGGACACCUCACAAUUUCUCCCUCCUUACAGUAUCUGGUUCUAGCUUCGUUCGACUUUAUUCCUUUCCGCCUGCCGUCAUUGAAGCUCUACACAAUCUCUUUGAUAAUUUCUACUUGACUAUAGCCUUUCGUAAAGACGAGGCCCAUAGCACCUGCGAGUUCACUCUCAACCAGAAGCCGUGGGCAAGUCCAAAGAGCGAUCGUACUGAACGUAUUCUUGUCGAUAUCAUCUCUGUCAUAUACAAGCACGGGUAUUCUCUUUUGUCGACGCUAGACUAUGGCCGGGAAAAUGACGACCGCAUUGCGCUUGCAUUUUCGGCACCUGCUCUACCUUCAAAUCCCAUUCUCCGGAAUUCGCCUGUUCCACCUGGUUCCGGCAGCACGCUCUCGCACCAGACUAAUGUCAAGCCCGACGCAAGAGUUCCCUUUGCCAUAUCUUUCGUUUCAGCGACUGUUCUACGCGUCAUAUAUCCUCCGUUGAAUUCAACGCCUGCAAUAUUGCAGGCUGUUCGAGGCUCGUGGCCUCGCGGUAUUGUUUCGGAGAAGAAAAUCGGAGAUGCUACGUAUGAGUUCAAGCUUAAAGGAUACAAGUGGUUUCACGAAGAUACUUUUGCGUCGGACUCCCUUACACACAUACUAUCAUUGUUUUCAUCGCUGGACAGCCACGCGUGCAGUAUGACUGCAUCACUCUCACUCGGAACUCGCUCGCGGGUUAAAGAUCUAUGGCUCUUCACUGCUCCUGGCACUGGAGACACUGCUGACCAUGCGCCAGACUCCCCCAUCAGCCAUGCAGGAUCCCAUCAAGAAUUCCGGAGGUCUACGCUUGGCCAAACGCCCGAACCAUUGUAUGGCUCAGAUGAGGGUGUGAUACCUCAUUCAAUGCAUCGACGAGCGCCAUCAGCCCCUCAGCCUUCUCUGUCUCAUGCACUUCAAAGCUCAACAUUUGCACAACCUACCAGAGGGGAGAGUGGUGCGCUGCCUGCCUAUACAAGUGGCCAGACACCCGCGCCUCCUGUAGGUUCGGUGAGAAAACCGGCCCCUCGAGCACAGAUACCUGUUUCUGUAAAUAUGGAUGCUCAGGAGGAUGAACCGGCGUAUAGCUACAAGGAGCCGCCACCUGACGUCGUUUCCAACAGCGCCAACAUCGUCGAGAACAUGGCUGGAGUGGGGACGCACGGACGCGGCAAAUACGGCCCGGGUUCGAAUUCUAUGUAUACCGCCGCACCAGCCCCAAAGCUGGAGCACUCGAAUGACGACAUGGCUACCUCCCCCAAGAUGGGUUCGACGUACAAAACUCAUUCACAACCUCCCUCACUAACAUCGUCUUCACCAAAUCCUCGAUCCCAUUUAUCGUCACCUCGACAUAGCACUCGUCCCGCUUCUUCACAAUCGAGGUCGCCACCAUUUACCCCACCCUACAGUCCUCCAAGCAACAUUCAGUUUAUGUCUAAUACCCCGCCCCAGCUUCCUGACGUCUCCCCUGAUGCCAGUCAACCGCUUCUGAGCCCUGGUAUGUUCGCUGACAAGGGAAGGGACUCCGCCUUUUCGAGCCAAACAGAAGAUACCAGUACGGACUGGUCAGGGACUAAGAGCAACAUCCAGAAUGGAAAUCGCAAUGGUCGAGAAUCAAGCCUCGCGCGCAGGACAACCUCCCCGGCCCCUGUGCUGCCCGGGGGAUGGGUCAAGACGCCUGACGACGAAGAGAUGGAACCUAACUCAUUGCAUGCUCAUUCUGGCAAUGCAGCGCAACAAGCUGUGGGGGAGGGGGUCAACAUACAGCAGGGUCGAAGUCCUCAGCGCUCAUUGCAUGACGUGGAUGCACGUGUCCGGUCACCAGAACUAGUACACGACCACGACAAUGCGCAGCGAAAGAGUGAAGCCGGGUUAGUAGGUGUAAUACCUCCACGAUCCCAAACUCCUUCGCCCGCCGUUGCCUCAUCACCAACCAAGGAUACCUCUGGAAAGGAUGGUGCACCGCUUGGAUCCCCGACGAAGAGUAGGGGUGCUAAAGGAAACGGAUGGGUGCUGGUGAAUGUCGAGGGCAAGUCCACACCAGAAGAUAGUAACACCCAACAAAACGCAGCAUCCAAGGAGAACACAUCUGUAGGUCCCAAGGAUGUAAGAGAAGGCGCUUCAAUGUCUCCUGCGGCGAAGGCUAUUGUCAUGAUUGACGCCAAGGAGGCAAAGGAGGCGAGAGAGGCAAAGGCAAAGGCCAAAUCUGGUUCAGGGCUUCGCAGACUGCUAUCCUUUUCUCGCUCCGACAAGAAUGCUGACAGCAACAAAGCUAAUCGGCCUGAUAGUCCGCCUACAGAAAAAGGCGGAAGAAGCCCUCGAUCCCCUCCAAAUAAACUUCGCAGCAGGCUAGCCCGCCUGAGUGGGUCAGACCAGUAUAAGGCAGCUGGUAGUAGAUGAGCCAUUGAGCCAUUAUGGACUAGCGCAUCGUGUUUGCGUGAACUUCACAUAUUUACUGGAUAACCACUUGACCUUCUGUGACUUGCGGUUCCGCGGUUAACUGCACCUGUGCGUAUCUAGAAUUCUGUACAUGUAUUCCCUCAAGCUACCUUAUCUCUCUCUAGUUAACCGCAUUGGAUCCCCCUAUGCAUUGCAGCGUAUUUCCGAAACUUCUAGCUUAUGAGUAUUUAGAUUAAUUGUAGACCAUGGGACAUUUAAGAGGUGUUAGUCCCCUUUAACUAGGCAGACCCUAUAUCAGAAGAUAGUCGUUC